AUGGAUCUUUGUCAUAGGCAAAUUUUUUUGAGUUUCAUAUUUUCUGAGUAUGUUUAUGGAAAACCAAUGAAUGAUAACUAUGAAAACAAAAUGAAUAAAAUCCAUGUGCAAUUAAAUUUACCGGAGAAAUGUUUAUUUCCACGUCUAUCCAAAGCACCUGAAACAGCAAAUGAAAAGAAAAAUGGAGAUUUAAAAUUUGUCGAUAUGCGUAGAACAGUUCAGAUUCGUGUUUGUAAUUAA
Molecule: messenger RNA, 240 nt
Organism: Schistosoma guineensis
Lineage: Eukaryota; Metazoa; Platyhelminthes; Trematoda; Strigeidida; Schistosomatidae
Source: the annotation of a GenBank genome assembly